AUGACAAAAUUUACAAAUGACUAUAUAGUAUUACUAAGUUUCAUAAUAAUAUGUUACGUCAGGAUAAUAUCGAUCAAAGCUCAGAGCCCUAUAACUAUCCAGUUAUUUGAUUCAAUAAUAUCAAACGCAACUAUAAAAUCUGGACAAACAAUUCAUUACAUGUAUAAUGUUAGUCAAGCAGGAAAUGUACUGCUAAGGAACAUUAGGAGAGAUAUAUCAACAGAAAAGACAUCAUUGGAAACCGAUAAUUCACAAAUUGUAAAAAAUAAUCUGAUAACAAAUAACAUAUUUAUAACGUUGACAAUUUGUAAACAACCGCUUUCAGCUGAAAAUAACACAAUACCGGAAACAUUACAAAUAUUUUAUUCUAAUUACUCGGUACCAAGUGCAGACGAUAGUAAUAGCAACCCAAUUAAUUGGGAUUAUGGGUUUGCAUCAAAAAAUUUAACAAAUUAUGAGGAAAAUGUGCUAUACAUAGGAGUUUUUGCUCCUACAUUUAACGCGGAAUUUGCAGGGGAUUAUAAUUUUCAAAUUGGAGUCUCAUCAAAAGAUACUGAUAAUUCAACCGCCUUAUUUGCAAGCGUUGAAACUUUUAGUGAUACCAAUUUUGAUACAAGUAGUUAUAAAUUAUAUUACGUUGAAGAGCCACCGCUAAAAGGAAUCACAAAAUCAUUAUGUGCAUAUCAAUCUGCUCCACAAAAUACCACCGCCGCUGUUAUCAACUUUACGUCAAGGGGCAGCUCAGGGACAAAUAAAAGAAUGUCAUUACAAUUGAAUAACAUAGCUAAUGGGACAAAUUAUGUUGCUUUUGUGACACAGCAGCAGAAUCAAAAUUUAUUGAGAUCUUGGAAUCCUAUAUCAUUCAGAACCAAACCACUCGCAUAUGCAGUGCCGGCAAAUCCGGGUAUUCCGGUAGACCGUAUAACGAAAUUUUACGACGAGCUUUCAACUAAAUAUUACAAAAAUUUUACAAACGCACUAGAUUUAUUUCCAUGUGAUAAUUCAAAUUAUUCAUUAGUUAAAAAUUGUAGUGAUUGUAGUGAAGCUUAUAAAGACUGGAUAUGCGCAGUAACAAUUCCACGUUGUGCUGACAUAGAAUUAGCAACAAGAAUUAUCAGAAACGUUAAUGACAGCCGUGUAAGUGAAAUAGAUGAGACGAUGAGACCUGGUCCUUAUAUAGAGACACCGCCUUGUGUUGAUUUAUGUUAUAAUGUGUCAAGAUCAUGUCCUCCAAUUUUUAAUUUUAAAUGCCCGUUGUUACCUAACAUAGCAAAUUCAAGUUAUGGAUAUAUGGAUUUAAACUCGUUAAACUUGAAUCCAAAUCAAAAUUUAUUGUGCAAUCCGAUGCAAAAUUUCCCGUAUGUCCAACAAAGUAUGGCAACGAGACUAAACAGUGGUCACUUAAUGACAACAACAUUUUGGAAUAGUAUAAUUUUUGGAUUUAUAUAUAUAAUUUUUGGCUUUUUAAUGUCAUCAUCAUCAAAUUAA
This is a messenger RNA of Entrophospora sp. SA101, 1488 nucleotides long. Lineage: Eukaryota; Fungi; Glomeromycota; Glomeromycetes; Entrophosporales; Entrophosporaceae. The record is from the annotation of a GenBank genome assembly.